Schizophyllum commune H4-8 is the source of this 1690-nucleotide messenger RNA. RefSeq names its product terpenoid cyclases/Protein prenyltransferase. Gene Ontology annotation, biological process: protein farnesylation. The transcript is spliced from 6 exons. Gene Ontology annotation, cellular component: protein farnesyltransferase complex. The record is from RefSeq and is a predicted model, not a curated record. The coding region runs from base 14 to 1462 and encodes 482 amino acids. Gene Ontology annotation, molecular function: protein farnesyltransferase activity. NCBI's taxonomy places the organism in Eukaryota, Fungi, Basidiomycota, Agaricomycetes, Agaricales, Schizophyllaceae.
GUUCCCAACCCCCAUGUCUGCUACCCUCCGCCCGACACCCACAGAUGGGUUUCCCACCGAAACAUCUCGAGUCCAGCACGAGACCGAAGAGAUCCUCGCUAAGCAUCUCUUCGGCCCCGCCACCCUGAAUAAGAACGCACAUAUGCAGUUCCUUGCGCGCAACCUCGUCCAGGGCUUCCCUGCGCGCUACGUCUCCCAGGAUGCGAGCCAGCCGUGGCUCAUGUUCUGGACCUUUCAAGCGUUCAGCGUACUCCAAGUCGGCCUCGACCCGGGUAACCGCCAGCGCGCGAUCGACACGAUCUUGGCGUGGCAGCACCCCGAUGGCGGCUUUGGCGGCGGGCCAGGGCAGAACGCGCACCUGAUACCAACUUACGCGUCAGUGUGCGCGCUGGCGAUUGCUGGGAGGCCUGGUCCGGGAGGUGGAUGGGACGACAUUGAUCGAAAGAAGAUGUACGAUUUCUUCAUGUCGCUGAAGCAGCCAGAUGGCUCGUUCCUCGUAAGUCGGAACGCCGAAGUGGAUGUGAGAGGAAUAUACUGCCUGAUCGUCACGGCCAUACUCCUCGAUAUCUGCACGCCCGAACUCGUCGAAGGAACCGCAUCCUUUGUCGCGUCAUGCCAGACAUACGAGGGCGGAUUCUCCUCUGCCUCCCAACCAUACUUCGCUCCAGGGGCCGACGGCAACCCAACCCUCCUCCCAUCCCCACGACCUCAACUCGGCGAAGCCCACGGUGGGUAUACCUAUUGUUCGCUGGCAGCAUGGACCAUGCUCCAGCCAUUCAUCGCUCGUAUGCCGGAGCCCAAGCCGUCCAUCAACCUCAAAGCAUUGCUGCGGUGGUGCACGCACAUGCAGGGUACGGAGAUAGAGCUCGGCGGCUUCAAAGGAAGAACAAACAAGCUUGUAGACGGGUGCUACUCGUGGUGGGUAGGAGGAUGCUUUGCGCUGCUCCAGUCUCUGGGCCUCAGCCGACCAUCGCACCCACCGCACGAAGCAGCUGCGAGCGACGCGCCACCAGCAGACGACGGUAAUUGGGACGAUGUCGAUGACUCCCUAUUCAACCGCAAAGCACUGCAGGAAUACAUUCUCUACGCCGGUCAGCACCCCAGCGGCGGUCUGCGAGAUAAGCCUCCAAAGGGUGCUGACGCGUAUCAUACCCUUUACUGCCUGGCCGGACUCUCCGCCGCCCAGCAUCCCAUGAUACCCUCGCCAUUUCGGCGCGACGAACUCGCCGGUGCAUGGACCGAUUCGGAGAUGCCAACGAACGAUCUUCGAAAGUCCCUCUUCCUCGACAUGCUGUGCUACGCAGAGGAAGAGGGCGCGUCGAAGGUCGUAGGCGGGCCCUCAAACCGUGUCAAUGCCACCCAUCCCGUCUUCAACCUAACCAUGACCCACGCGGAAGGAAUGAUGGCGCACUUCUACAAGCAGCAGGUGCCGCCGCGAAAGCCUGCCGCUGUAGCCAAAUGAGCCAGGCUCUGCAGCCAAAUGAGCGUGCUAUAUGUGCGGAUAUCGCAAAUGUACACUUAUUCACUGUACUAUCAACAUCAAUGCUAUGUACGAACAAUGGAAGACCAUGUACUGCUGACGACGCAAGCCAAUAUACCCUAAGGAUGGAAGCUAUGUUACUGUAAACCAAAUCGUGGAUCAAACCAAGGUAUAACUGCUAGCUGCUGUGAGCCAUCAAGUCCGGGCGCC